ACCAGGUGUCAUUCUGGCGGUGCUUGAUGUGUGCAAGCUGGUUGGAGUUUCAAAGUUUAGGAUCACUCCUGAAGUGUUGACAAAACUGACAAAGGUAAGCUAAGGGAAGGGCUGACACACGAGGCAAGUAUGCCCUGGGGAGGAAACGGAGGUCAUCAGAGGCUUACACCUGGUGUGUUUUCCUUUAGUUAUUCACCUGUCCCUCCAGGAGGCCACCAAAAAGGCUUUAUCUGUCCGGGGCCAGACCCAGGGUCCCAACUGGGACAACCGGUAUUCCUGGUUACUUCCCUUCAGCACCUGGGGCCUGUGGUGUAUAGCCAAAGAAGCAGGAGUGGCUGGGGUUAGAGCCUAAAGGGAAAGGACAGUGAAGGGCGCUGCCUGCUUGCAGGGCUUGUAGGACAGAAGGCGGCCUGCGUUCGAUCACUGGGCUGCGCGGGGCUGCACUGUGAUCUCUGAGCCCGGUUUCCUGAGCUUUGAUUCCACGGCUUUGAGAGAAGGCCCUCUCUAUAGUUCGGAGAAAGAAAACAUUCUGCGCCGCAGGCAGGCCGGACAUGACUUGUAUUUAUUUAGCUACCUGCAUUCCGAAGUGUGGCUGGGGGGUAGGAGGCUCCUUUUUUUCCGCGCCAGCUCCCGCUGAGCUUUGCUUAGGGACUGUCGGGCGAUCUGGUAGCCAGAGAGAAGAGCUUCCUCCUAGAACCUGCCAAUCGACUUUGUGCAAAAUGUCUCUGUAGAAUCCCCUCGGGUUCCACACACCGCCCCCCUUUCUACUGUGCGGCCACUUCUGGGUUUCUCCUGCGGUAGCCCAGCCAAAGCAAAGGGCAGGUUGUUUGCGCCUCCUGGGAGGGCGGCGGGAGCGCGGCAGGCGCGGACCUGGAUGUCCAGCGGGGAUGGGCGGUCCCGGCGCUCGCGAGCUCCGCCCCCGGCUCCCUAUAAGCGGCUGCCCGGACCGCCGCGAGGGCGGCGGCAGCGGCGGCGGCGGCGGCGGCGGCAGCGAGAGCAAGCUCAGGGUCUCCUGCGGCCGGUGGAUCCUCCAACCCGCUCCCAUAAGGCUUUGGCUUUCCAACUUCAGCUACAGUGUUAGCUAAGUUUGGAAAGGAGACAUAAAGAAGACCCCGGUGACAGCUUUGCUGUUUGUUCUUUGCCUCAGUUGUCCUUUGGGGUCUUUCUAGUUGCCUAGUGGUGCUAUCUUCCGUUCCUCACACUCCCGUGAACAAGCCUCCGAGCAAGAGCAGCUAACUCUACCAACGUCCGAACAAACAAGGGGAGAGCGCCUGGUGUCAUGACCAAGGCAAGAGAUCAGACCCAUCAGGAAGGAUGCUGUGGAUCCUUAGCAAACUACCUGACCUCAGCAAAAUUUCUCCUCUACCUUGGCCACUCUCUCUCCACUUGGGGGGAUCGGAUGUGGCACUUCGCAGUGUCUGUGUUUCUGGUGGAACUCUAUGGAAACAGCCUCUUGUUGACAGCGGUCUAUGGGCUGGUGGUGGCAGGCUCUGUUCUGGUCCUGGGAGCCAUCAUUGGUGACUGGGUGGAUAAGAAUGCCAGACUUAAAGUGGCCCAGACGUCACUGGUGGUUCAGAAUGUGUCCGUCAUCCUCUGCGGAAUCAUCCUGAUGAUGGUCUUCCUACAUAAGAAUGAGCUUCUGACCAUGUACCAUGGAUGGGUCCUUACUGUCUGCUACAUCCUGAUCAUCACUAUUGCAAACAUUGCAAAUUUGGCCAGUACUGCCACUGCAAUUACAAUCCAAAGGGACUGGAUUGUCGUUGUGGCGGGAGAAAACAGGAGCAGAUUAGCAGACAUGAAUGCUACCAUUAGAAGGAUUGACCAGCUAACCAACAUCCUGGCCCCCAUGGCUGUCGGCCAGAUUAUGACAUUUGGUUCCCCCGUCAUUGGCUGUGGUUUCAUUUCCGGUUGGAAUUUGGUGUCUAUGUGUGUGGAGUACUUCUUGCUCUGGAAGGUUUACCAGAAGACCCCUGCUCUGGCUGUAAAAGCUGCUCUCAAGGUAGAGGAGUCGGAGCUGAAGCAGCUGACCUCACCUAAAGAUACUGAGCCAAAACCUUUGGAGGGAACUCAUCUAAUGAGUGAGAAAGACUCCAACAUCCGUGAACUUGAAUGUGAACAAGAGCCCACCUGUGCCUCCCAGAUUACGGAGCCCUUCCGCACUUUCCGAGAUGGAUGGGUCUCCUACUAUAAUCAGCCAGUAUUUCUGGCUGGCAUGGGCCUGGCUUUCCUCUACAUGACAGUACUGGGCUUUGACUGUAUCACCACAGGGUACGCCUACACUCAGGGGCUGAGUGGAUCCAUCCUCAGUAUUUUGAUGGGAGCAUCAGCAAUAACUGGAAUAAUGGGAACUGUGGCCUUCACUUGGCUACGUCGAAAAUGUGGCCUUGUUCGGACUGGUCUGUUCUCAGGACUAGCCCAGCUUUCCUGUUUAAUCUUGUGUGUGAUCUCCGUGUUCAUGCCUGGAAGCCCCUUGGACCUAUCCGUUUCUCCAUUUGAAGAUAUCCGUUCUAGGUUUGUGCAUGUGGAGCCAGUGUCCCCAACUACCAAAAUGCCUGAGACCGUCUUUACAACAGAAACGCAUAUGUCCAACGUGUCUAGUGUCCAUGAGAUUAGUACUAAAUCUGUUCCCAUAAUCUCCGUCAGCCUGCUGUUUGCAGGAGUCAUUGCUGCUAGAAUCGGUCUUUGGUCCUUUGAUUUGACUGUGACACAGUUGCUGCAAGAAAAUGUAAUUGAAUCUGAAAGAGGCAUUAUCAAUGGUGUGCAGAACUCCAUGAACUACCUUCUCGACCUCCUGCAUUUCAUCAUGGUCAUCUUGGCCCCAAACCCUGAAGCUUUUGGCUUGCUGGUAUUGAUUUCAGUCUCCUUUGUGGCAAUGGGACAUCUUAUGUAUUUCCGAUUCGCCCAGAAGACUUUGGGCAACCAGAUUUUUGUUUGUGGUCCUGAAGAAAAAGAAGUUACAGAUGAAAAUCAACCCAAUACAUCUGUUGUAUAAAAUAGUUUAGCUGUGGCCCCUGUUACUCGAUUGUGGAGAGCACGUGUGCUUAUUUUAUACUGCAGAAUUCCAAUAAAUGCCUGCAUUUUUCUCUGGCUUUACCACAGCUGUGCCUUAAGGGCUAGGAGCACUAACUAACCUUCACCAGCAAAGAUGGUUAUUUCUCCUUACAUGUAAACAUGGGGAAAUAGGAAGAGGGAGAGGAAAAGUCUGCGUGUGUACAGGAAGGGUUUAAUGGUAAAAUGAACUUCCCGUACUCUUACGAGUAUAUUAAAUUUUGAAGAGUGACUGUCUGGUGAGUAAAAUUAUUCCAUAGCAGAUAUUUAUUGUCUCCUGGAAUGAUAAAUCAAUUCCCCCUAAAACUCACUCUUGUAAAAGUCUGGCCCACUUCCUUUUUUUUUAAGAUCAGUAAUAUUUUCCUCAGUUACAUUAUAGGAACAAGUUUUUCUCCAUGUAUGAAGAUCAUAGUCAGAUAAUGAAUUUUAUCAUUAAUCCCAUUGAAUUUAAGGGAUUUAUUAUACAUGGAGGAUGAAAUGCAUAACUAGACUUGUCCAAAAGGUUCAUGGUAUAACUUUUGCAUUUUGACUAUCAGAUAGGGCAAAAUAUUACAGUAAUGUGUGUAUGUGGCUCUUUAUAAAAUGGCUCUCAAAAUCUGCAGAAAGAAGAAAAGCUAUAGAUUUCUAGUGUGGUACAGAAGGACUUCAAGCUUGUUAUUAGUGUGAUUGUAGAAACUGGAAGCUAAGGGGGAGGACCUCGUGUAACCAGAGUCACUGUCACCAGGGAUCACUAUCUAUCUUGGUAUAUGAGAGAGCUGACCCCAGACCUGGAAUCUUACAGGCAGACAAGCAGCCCACGCUAAGAAAGGACUGCAAACCAACGAGUCUGUAGAGAGCGUUUUACCUUCACUGACUUGGGCCGAUGUGUUUGUUAUCUCUGUGUUUUUCUAGAGCAAGAAUAGUCAUAAAAGUUCCCCUCUCAGUAUCUCUGAAAAGAAUAAAGGAAAAAACUGUUUGUAAAUAUUUUUUUAAACUGUUCUGCAAGUCUUUUUGUAACAUGCAGUACCAACAUGGGGCAUUGCCUUAACUUUUGAUGCACUUUCAUGGAGACGGUCAUGCAUUGCUAUGAGCACUUUGUCUUUCAGUUUAAUCUUUUCCUUCACCUUUCUACAGUAUGACAUAAUGAUCUACUAUGUUGUAAAAUCUUCAUAAAAUAUUUCUAUAUAAAAUGUUUGUAAAAUCUUCAUUUUUCUUUACUGA
Messenger RNA from Mastomys coucha (southern multimammate mouse), 4248 nucleotides. RefSeq names its product solute carrier family 40 member 1 (gene Slc40a1). Lineage: Eukaryota; Metazoa; Chordata; Mammalia; Rodentia; Muridae. Gene Ontology annotation, molecular function: peptide hormone binding; iron ion transmembrane transporter activity. Gene Ontology annotation, biological process: iron ion transmembrane transport. The transcript is spliced from 8 exons. Gene Ontology annotation, cellular component: basolateral plasma membrane. The record is from RefSeq and is a predicted model, not a curated record. Bases 1280 to 2992 code for a protein of 570 amino acids.